Molecule: messenger RNA, 546 nt
Organism: Batrachochytrium dendrobatidis JAM81
Lineage: Eukaryota; Fungi; Chytridiomycota; Chytridiomycetes; Rhizophydiales
Exons: 1
Coding region: 173-496 (107 amino acids)
Source: RefSeq, a predicted model, not a curated record
CGUGUUUCCAUUGUUUGCUCCGUUAUCGUUACUUGUCAAGUAGUCAUCUACACUUUGGGUCGUUACCCCAUUUGUUAUUCAAUUCAUAACCGUCUGGCCUUGGCUUGUACAAUGCUGCUGUUUUAGCAUCGUCUUGUACAAACAUUGGGUCAGCUUGUCAUUCAAAAAUGCCAUGACCUUUGGACGUGGUCCUCUUGUCCAUUUGGACAUUUGGACGUGGUCCUUGGGACAUGGUCCAUUUGGACAUGGUCCUCCCUCCGAUCCUCCAGUCCUUGGGACGUGGCCUUCGGACACCAUGUCUUUGGACACCACGUCUUUCGGACAUGGUCCUUGGACACCGUGUCUUUGGACAUCAUCCUCGGACAUUUCCCACUUCCCCAUCCAUCCCACUCCCCCUCGACACAUACCUCGCGGUACGGCGUCUGUUUGGUCUCGGUCAUUAUCUGACCAAGUCCCCGGUGACGAAACCGGUACCAUACCAUGUUAUAUGCAAUAAUGCACAUGCCAUGGCAUGGUCAGACUCCCACAUCAAGUGGGGUCCAUUCC